This is a messenger RNA of Doryrhamphus excisus (bluestripe pipefish), 1409 nucleotides long. It is a transcript of the gene ap3s2, whose product is annotated as adaptor related protein complex 3 subunit sigma 2. Lineage: Eukaryota; Metazoa; Chordata; Actinopteri; Syngnathiformes; Syngnathidae. Gene Ontology annotation, biological process: Golgi to vacuole transport; intracellular protein transport. The record is from RefSeq and is a predicted model, not a curated record. Gene Ontology annotation, cellular component: AP-3 adaptor complex; membrane coat.
UUCGAGUAGAAUGCGGACACCUGACCGGAAGUGUUACAAUGCUAAAAACACUUUCUGCCUACUAGCCCUCAAGCUAAUGUCAGAGUACUGAGUACUAACUGUUGCAUAGCGUUAAUAUAAAUAUAUUGUGACGUAUUUCACGUUGUGUCCGAGAGCAGCGAAGAGCAGAGAUGAUUAAGGCGAUAUUAAUUUUCAACAACCACGGAAAGCCGCGGCUCAUCAGGUUCUAUCAGUAUUUUGCAGAGGACAUGCAACAGCAGAUCAUUCGUGAGACUUUCCAUCUGGUUUCAAAGAGAGACGACAAUGUUUGUAACUUCUUGGAGGGCGGAAGUCUCAUCGGCGGUUCUGACUACAAGCUGAUCUACCGACAUUACGCCACCCUCUACUUUGUCUUCUGUGUGGACUCGUCCGAGAGCGAGCUGGGCAUUCUGGACCUAAUUCAGGUGUUUGUGGAAACGCUGGAUAAAUGCUUUGAGAACGUCUGUGAGCUGGACCUCAUAUUCCACAUGGACAAGGUCCACUACAUCUUGCAGGAGGUGGUGAUGGGAGGCAUGGUGCUGGAGACCAACAUGAACGAGAUCGUGGCUCAGGUGGAGGUGCAGAACCGCAUGGAGAAGUCAGAGGGAGGCCUGUCGGCGGCACCCGCUCGCGCCGUCUCGGCCGUGAAGAACAUGAACCUGCCCGAAAUUCCACGCAACAUCAACAUCGGAGACAUCAACAUCAAAGUGCCGAGCCUCUCCCCGUUCUGAGCGCCGUCCUCCCGUGGAGCGGAGGAAUUGGGUGGAUUCCCUGCCUGCCACUAGAAGCAUCAUCAUCCUCCUCCUCCUCCUCCUCCUCCUCUUCCCUUCUUUCCUCUCCACCACCGCCGCCGCCACACUUGCACUCUCCAAACCACGUGUGUGGCUUAGACGCUGUGAGUCGUUUGUGGUGUCCUAGUUGAAUUUGCACAAUAAUGUCAAUGUGUACUCCAUGUUAAUAUUUAUGUAUGUGUCAUGAGACGGCUGACUUCCACUCCCAUCCGAGAGAAACCGAGUCUACAUAUUUUCCUUCCCAACUGGGCGCUCAUCAUCAUCAUCAUCAUCAACACCACCAGUCCUGCUUUGCAGAUAUCAAAACAUUCCCUUCCAGCCAGAGCGUUGGGACUUAUCCUGGUAACACGAUCCUUUUUGGCUCCUCUAUGGUCUGAUUGCUCUUCUUCCAUCCGCUCGCUCCUCUGCGGACUCUCCUCACAAUCCAGUCCUCCUUCUCGCUGUUAAUCACGCCGACAUCUGCGCCGUUGCAGAGUCACUUGAUUGUCCCUUCAGGGGGAGGCCAGUUCUGCACCUGGAGCCCAUCCCAGGGAAGAAUCCUCCAACUCGGAAGCUUCUGUUUUGUACAAAAUGCGUCCCAUCGACUGUAUUGGGUGGUGA